AUGCUCAGAGGUGAAAAGUAUGCGGGCGAAAAAGUCGAUGUCUGGAGCCUGGGGAUCAUCCUGUAUGCUUUGUUGAAGGGCGAACUGCCAUUUGAUGAGGAUGACGAUGCUGCAACCAAAGCUAAAAUUUUGAAGGACGACCCCGUAUACCCCAGCACCUUCCCGGAACCAGCGAAGACUCUAAUAUCGAAACUCCUCUCCAAACGACCUCUUUACAGGCCUACCCUCUCUGAAAUUUUGGCCGACCCCUUCUUGGCCGACCACGCGCCACAGCAACAAGCCGUGUUGAAGCUUUCUCAGCCGGCAGCCUUCUCCACAGAGUUGGAGAAAGAUACUCUGGAGCGAAUGAAAGCUGCUGGUGUAGAUAUUGACAAGGUCAUCGAGAACGUCCUCUCCCAGAGGUGCGACUCACUAGCAGGAUGGUGGACAUUACUACUUGAGAAGGAGGGCAGAAAACAUGCUCGAAGGGAACGAAAGCGGAAAGAGAAGGAAGCCGAGAUGAAGCUACUCCGACGUUUGAGUGGUGCUAGUAGCCGUCUCGAAAGGAUAGCGCCUACACUAGAAGAAGUUGAUGAGGAGGGAUCACCUGGAUUCGUACUACCACGCCGUAGUGGCAGUGGAAGUCGAGGUCGAACUCAGAGAAGGAGUACACCUCAGAUCCUUGUCAGCGACCUUCCACAACUUCCAGAGGGUGACGUCGUACAAUCCCCAGGUGCCAAAACGCCUCCCCCCCCUCUUGAUAAGGACUCAAUACGCUCACAAAGUGGAUCUCGACCCUCCUUGCCUCCCAAAGAGCGAAAUCGCCGGAGCAGCACUCUACAGAUAGUCGCAACCAAUCCGGACCUCGUCGGGCCUCUAAAUGGGGUUGGCAAGAGACGUGGAGGGAAGCUACGCAAUCGACAAUUCCUAAGUCAGCUUACUGCAAUCAAGCAUUGGUUUGUUGAAUCCACCAAACGCGCCAGAUCGCCCGGAGGCUCAAAGUUGGACAAGUCAUUGAAUGGCAGCUCCCAUCUCUUAAACGCCAACAAUGCCUUUGGUCGAUCCGACAACAAUAUCAGAGGAAUAAACGACCGCGAGAACAGGUCCUCUGUGGGCUCCGCGCUGACACCAGUCACAUCGAACCCAAAUCAAAUAGCUUCCAUGACCGCACCCGGAGGCCCUCGCAUCGACACUUCGCGUGCAAGGAAUCGCAACUCGCUUUCCCCCUCACCUCUCACCCCUCGCUCAUCAUAUCGCCGAAGCUCAACCGGUCUUCGUGGUCGCAAAUCCACAUCGUCUUCCGUUUCCUCCGUACGGAGUAUGCCCCGACAUAAAUCACAUAGCAAAGCCUCAUCUCAGAGCUCAAACAGUAUUGACACCAUCAACAGUCCUCGAACCAGAAGUGCUGCACACUCUCCUCACUCUUCGAUCAAAGUCCUCCCUGCGACACCGACCUCAAACAUAUUUUCUUUGAGCGCUCGGUCAUCGAGAACGCAAGGUGCUGAUGGAACAAUUCAACCACGUCCACUCUCUGGAACCUAUGAUGAUAGUUCGCGUCUGUCCUUGACACCCCAGGCUGGUCAAUUUGGGUCCGGUGUCAUGUUUGCUCGGAGGAAGAAGUCGCCAUUUAAAGGCCCCACGCUGAAUCCUGCAUUCUUCACCGCCUCUACGAUUCCCGCCGCAUUUGGUAGCCCUGCAAUAGUUAAUAGCAGAAACCGUGAUGAAUCAGAUGGACAUCUGAACCUCGGCUUGAAGGGCUUGAUGAAUGGUCACAAACGACAGAACAGCAGUAAGCGGAAAAGCCAGAUCAUCGAGGAGGAAGAGGAGGACGAACAACACCGAAUCGGAGAAGAGGAAGAGGACGAAGAUAUUGAAGAAGUCGAUGCAUUUGCGGCUGUCAAACUAGGCAGGGGUGAGCGAGUGCAGAGUAUUACGAUUUUGAACGACGCAAUCGACGAAGACAACACGACGGUGAAAGGGAGUCCUGGAAAUAACUGA
This is a messenger RNA of Exophiala aquamarina CBS 119918, 1977 nucleotides long. RefSeq names its product serine/threonine protein kinase. Gene Ontology annotation, molecular function: ATP binding; protein kinase activity. Bases 1 to 1977 code for a protein of 658 amino acids. The record is from RefSeq and is a predicted model, not a curated record. NCBI's taxonomy places the organism in Eukaryota, Fungi, Ascomycota, Eurotiomycetes, Chaetothyriales, Herpotrichiellaceae. Gene Ontology annotation, biological process: protein phosphorylation; regulation of cytokinesis; mitotic spindle organization. The transcript has a single exon. Gene Ontology annotation, cellular component: spindle microtubule; chromosome passenger complex; spindle midzone.